This is a messenger RNA of Arabidopsis lyrata subsp. lyrata, 1297 nucleotides long. Its product is annotated as protein ANTHESIS POMOTING FACTOR 1. Bases 118 to 1119 code for a protein of 333 amino acids. Gene Ontology annotation, molecular function: protein binding; chromatin binding. The record is from RefSeq and is a predicted model, not a curated record. The transcript has 10 exons. Gene Ontology annotation, cellular component: Set1C/COMPASS complex. Lineage: Eukaryota; Viridiplantae; Streptophyta; Magnoliopsida; Brassicales; Brassicaceae.
GAUGUCGUUUAGGUACCCGCGAAACCCACUAAACUCUUUUAGUUCUCUCUCGUUCCCUUGCCUCUCUCUCUCUCUCUCUCGGAUUUUCUCUUGCUUCACUGUUAAUCGAGCUUGACGAUGUCGUUGACGGAGCUAGACGACGGACUGGUGCGCAGGAUAGCCAUCGGCGCAGUCUUCUCUGAUUUCGGAGGGAAGAUACAUUCGGUGGGUUUCCAUAGGACUGAUGAUCUAUUGGUUACAUCCAGCGAAGAUGAUUCACUUCGUCUCUUCGAUAUCGCCAACGCUAAACAGCUCAAGAUUACAUACCAUAAGAAACAUGGCACCGAUCGUGUAUGCUUUACCCAUCAUCCCAGCUCUCUAAUUUGCUCUUCUCGAUACAAUUUGGAGUCCACUGGUGAAUCCUUGAGAUAUCUCUCAAUGUAUGAUAAUCGGAUCCUUCGCUACUUUAAAGGGCAUAAAGACAGGGUUGUAUCGCUUUGUAUGUCUCCCAUUAAUGAUAGCUUCAUGUCUGGUUCUCUCGACCGAAGUGUCAGACUCUGGGAUCUUCGUGUAAAUGCCUGCCAGGGAAUUCUACAUCUACGAGGUAGGCCUGCAGUUGCCUAUGACCAACAAGGCCUCGUGUUUGCAAUUGCAAUGGAAGGAGGUGCUGUUAAAUUAUUUGAUUCCCGGUGUUAUGACAAGGGUCCCUUUGACACAUUUCUGGUGGGUGGGGAUACUGCUGAGGUUAACGAUAUCAAAUUCAGUAACGAUGGAAAAUCCAUGCUCCUAACCACUACAAAUAACAAUAUCUACGUUCUUGAUGCAUAUCGUGGAGAGAAGAAAUGUGGUUUUAGUUUGGAGCCAUCACAGGGCACACCCAUAGAAGCUACCUUUACACCAGAUGGCAAGUAUGUUCUGUCAGGAUCAGGUGAUGGAACCUUACAUGCGUGGAACAUCGAGAACCCAUCUGAGGUGGCGAGGUGGGAGAACAACGUAGGAGUAGUGUCGUGUCUGAAAUGGGCACCUCGUAGAGCCAUGUUCGUUGCUGCUUCUACGGUUCUCACAUUCUGGAUCCCCAACGACGGUGAGCCACCAGCCCCCGCGGAUCCUCCUGCCGACCAACAAGCUCUUUCUCAGUGAUAAGAUAUAUUUGUUUCCAUUAUUCACACACUUGUGUAUUGUUUUAAAUGUAUUGACAAUUAGAAAAAAUGGAAGCAGUAGUAUGUUAAUCAAUCACACAAUACAAAGAUAGAGUUUAUAAAUUUGUGCUAGUGGUUACAAUUUUUCAAAUAACUAUUUACUUUUAAUUUUAUCAAAA